AGGGGCGGGGAGCCGCGGGCUCGGCCAGCCCAGGCCGGCUAGGCGGCAGCGAGGGCUGCAGUGGCGGCCGGCAUGGGCGAUGGGGGCGCCGAGCGCGACCGCGGCCCCGCUCGCCGGGCGGAGUCUGGUGUCGGCGGUCGGCGCGAAGGGGACCUUGGCGGAGCGGAGGACUCUCGAGCCGUUGCAGGCGGCCAAAGCCCAAGGGAGGUUGCCGGAACAUCGGCCUCCAGCCCCGCGGGCUCCAGGGAGAGCGGCGCCGACAGCGACGGGCAGCCCGGGUCGGGCGAGGCGGACCACUGCCGCCGCAUCUUGGUGCGAGAUGCCAAAGGGACCAUCCGGGAAAUCGUUCUGCCCAAGGGCCUGGACCUGGACCGGCCCAAGCGGACGCGCACAUCCUUCACAGCCGAGCAGCUGUACCGCCUGGAGAUGGAGUUCCAGCGCUGCCAGUACGUGGUGGGCCGUGAGCGCACGGAGCUGGCUCGCCAGCUGAACCUGUCCGAGACCCAGGUGAAGGUCUGGUUCCAGAACCGGCGCACCAAACAGAAGAAAGACCAGAGCAGAGACCUGGAGAAGCGGGCGUCCUCCUCCGCCUCCGAGGCCUUCGCCACCUCCAACAUCCUACGGCUGCUGGAGCACGGCCGGCUGCUCUCCGUGCCCAGGGCGCCCAGCCUCCUGACGCUGACCCCUGGCCUGCCAAGCCUGCCUGCCGGCCCCAGAGGCACCUCGCUGGGUGACCCCAGGAACUCCUCCCCGCGCCUGCACCCGCUGCCGGCGGCCGCCGCGUCGCCACCGCUGCCGCCCCCGCUGCCGGCCGUAUGCUUCUCCGCGGCGCCGCUGCUGGACCUGUCGCCCGGCUACGAACUGGGUUCCUCGGCCUUCGAGCCCUACAGCCGGCUGGACCGGAAAGUCGGCAGCCCCGGCGGCGGCAAGAAAGCCAGCACCUAAGACCCUCCGGCAUGGCACCGCCCUGGCGGACGGUACCGAGCAGGUCCCGCGGGAGGCCCCCGGCCCCGGGCUCAGAGACUCGACCGAAAGGCCUUGGUCCCGCAGCUUGUGUGUGUGUGAGCGCAGUGUGCGUGUGCGUCUUCACAGAAAUAAAAGGACAACAAUGACAAGAAGGGAACCAGU
Oryctolagus cuniculus (rabbit) is the source of this 1128-nucleotide messenger RNA. RefSeq names its product ventral anterior homeobox 2 (gene VAX2). NCBI's taxonomy places the organism in Eukaryota, Metazoa, Chordata, Mammalia, Lagomorpha, Leporidae. Gene Ontology annotation, molecular function: RNA polymerase II cis-regulatory region sequence-specific DNA binding; DNA-binding transcription factor activity, RNA polymerase II-specific. Gene Ontology annotation, biological process: brain development; central nervous system development; regulation of transcription by RNA polymerase II. The record is from RefSeq and is a predicted model, not a curated record. Gene Ontology annotation, cellular component: nucleus.